This is a messenger RNA of Pundamilia nyererei, 1185 nucleotides long. It is a transcript of the gene prokr1a, whose product is annotated as prokineticin receptor 1a. The transcript has 2 exons. Gene Ontology annotation, molecular function: neuropeptide receptor activity. Lineage: Eukaryota; Metazoa; Chordata; Actinopteri; Cichliformes; Cichlidae. The coding region runs from base 1 to 1185 and encodes 394 amino acids. The record is from RefSeq and is a predicted model, not a curated record. Gene Ontology annotation, cellular component: plasma membrane. Gene Ontology annotation, biological process: neuropeptide signaling pathway.
AUGUGCACCUCGACCAACAGCAGCUCAGCGCUGGUGGGCGUCUUCCCAGAUUACGGGAUUUCCCCAGACGAGAUCCUGGACACCACGCAGGGGCGGGCCUUCUUUGUGGCCACCAUAGUCAUUGGCGUGGUGCUGGUGGGCAUCAUGCUGGUGUGCGGCGUGGGGAACUGCCUCUUCAUCACCAGCCUCGCCCGCUACAAGCAGCUCAGAAACCUGACCAACCUGCUCAUCGCCAACCUAGCCGUGUCGGACGUGCUGGUGGCAGCGAUCUGCUGUCCCUUCCUGCUAGACUACUACGUGGUGAAGCAGCUGUCGUGGGAGCACGGCCUGCUGCUCUGUGCCUCCACCAACUACCUGCGCACCGUCUCGCUCUACGUGUCCACAAACGCUCUCCUGGCCAUCGCCGUGGACAGGUACAUGGCGAUCCUGCACCCGCUGAGGCCUCGUAUGAAGCACCAGACGGCGUGCUGCGUGAUCCUGACCAUCUGGCUCGUCCCCAUCUUCAUCUCCAUCCCGUCUGCCUACAUGGCCUCAGAGACGACGUACCCACAUGUGGACGGUUGCCCCGAUAAGACCUUCUGCGCUCAGAUCUGGCCCGUGGACCACCAGGUUUACUACCGCUCUUACUUCCUCCUCGUCUUCGCUCUGGAGUUCGUGGGCCCCGUGUCUGUCAUGGCCGUCUGCUACACCCACAUCUCCAGAGAGCUGUGGUUUAAAAAUGUUCCAGGUUUUCAGACGGUACAGAUCCGCAAGAGACUGCAGAAGCGCAGGAGGACCGUGGUGGUGCUGAUUCUGGUCCUGGUGGCCUACAUCCUGUGCUGGGCGCCGUAUUACGGUUUCACCCUGGUGCGGGACUUUUACCCCACCCUUAUCUCCACGGACAAGAACUCCCUGGUGGCCUUCUACGUCAUCGAGUGCAUCGCCAUGAGCAACGGGAUCAUCAACACCCUCUGCUUUGUGAGCGUCCGAAACAGCAGGAAGCAGCUGAAUAAGUCCAUCAAGUUCCCUCUGAGGCUGGUGAGCUUCGUGGCCACCAAGUGGCUGGAUGAAGCUGAGCCGCGGACAUCCUCCCUCCGGGUGACGGAGGAGGUGGAGGGCGGCCGGCUGAGGUACUUACCUACUUCUUCUUCUAUGGAAGGCACAAAACAUCCGGUAAAGCGGCUGCACGCAGAGACUCGGAGCUGA